Molecule: messenger RNA, 2160 nt
Organism: Penicilliopsis zonata CBS 506.65
Lineage: Eukaryota; Fungi; Ascomycota; Eurotiomycetes; Eurotiales; Aspergillaceae
Exons: 1
Coding region: 1-2160 (719 amino acids)
Biological process (GO): carbohydrate catabolic process
Molecular function (GO): alpha-galactosidase activity
Source: RefSeq, a predicted model, not a curated record
AUGGCCAGCGUUUCUCGUAUUGAUUGGCAGACGAGUGUGCUCACUGUGGUCAUAACGCUGAACAAUGGUGCGCCGGCGAUUGCGAGCAUCCUGCCCACAACAGAUAUAUCUAGUGUGUCGAUGACUUUUGUCCUCCCGGAGGAGGAGAUUGUCCCUCUAGCUAGCAUCCGACUCGUCGGCGAGGGGAACCAGCGGGACAAGACGUCCAAGGCGCUUGUGGGCAGCUACAUCUCGACACGACUGCGAUACCUCUCUCACAGUAAAGACAGUUUUGCAGGGUUCGAGGCCUUGGAUAUCUUGUCUGAAGACCCCGUCACGAAACUCAAAGUGACCACCCACCUGCGUGUAUACCAAGGCGUCCCCUGUCUUCGCGCGCAUACCACGGUGGAGAACGGCGGAACCUCUGACUUGGUCGUAUCUCAAGUCACAUCGCUGACCAUUGGAGCGCUGACUAGUGGCACCAAAUCCUGGUGGAGUGAAUUCACUGUCAGCUCGGCGACCAACACGUGGUUCCGCGAGUGCCAAUGGCAUGAGCGAACCCUGUCGGAGGUCGGAGUUGACCACACGGGCCAUUAUGAACUAAAUGAGGGUCAUCAUGCGUCAUUCUCCACAUUUGGUCACUCAAGUCGCGGCUCAUUCUCGACAUCUUCCUAUUUGCCUAUGGGGAUGAUCCGACGGAAAGACCGCCCGGAGGUCUGGCUGUGGCAGGUCGAGAAUAACGGCUCGUGGCGGUGGGAGCUUGGGGACUAUUACAACGAUCUAUAUCUGGCCGCUGGCGGGCCAACCUCGAUUGACCAUGGGUGGCAGUUAAGACUCUUGCCAGGUCAGACAUUUGAUAGCGUUCCCAUCGCGGUGUAUCAUGGCUUUCGGGGCGCCAACGCGGCGAUGGGCACCUUGACCGAGUACCGUCGGCGCAUCCGCCGCCCACACGAAGACAACGAGCGCUUGCCAGUCAUUUUCAAUGAUUAUAUGAACUGCCUGAUGGGCGAUCCGACCGAGGAAAAGAUUCUUGCGCUGCUGGAGCCUGUUAAGCGGUCUGGAGCUGAAUACUUUGUCAUCGAUGCGGGCUGGUAUGCCGAGGAUGAUGGUUGGUGGGAUGAUGUCGGCUUGUGGGAGCCGUCAAAGAGCCGGUUCCCAUCGGGAUUUGAGAACUUACUGGCAACCAUCCGCGACAAUGGUUUAAUUCCUGGCCUAUGGAUCGAGCCUGAGGUGGUUGGUAUGCGCAGCAUCCUCGCCCAGACCUUGCCGGAAGACGCCUUCUUCCACGAGCAGGGCGUGCGGGUACUGGAACGGGGCCGUUACCAGCUUAACUUCAGCCACCCUGCCGUACGGGAGCGCAUGGACUCGGUUAUUGACAAGCUGGUGGUCCAGUACGGCGCUGGGUACUUCAAGUUCGACUACAACAUUGAGGUCUGCUACGGAACAGACACAAACCCGGCCAAUCCGACAUGGACCAACCCCGGAGCAGGCCAUCUGGACCACCAGCGCGGAUAUCUCGGCUGGGUUGCAGCAAUACUUGACCGAUACCCGCACCUGGUAAUCGAGAACUGUUCGAGUGGCGGGCAGCGACUGGACUAUGCGAUGCUUGCAGUCCACCCGGUGCAAUCAACGAGUGACCAGCAAGACCCCGUGUUGUAUGCAGCCAUCGCAGCGGCGAUCCCCACCGCCGUGACACCUGAGCAGAGUGCGACAUGGGCGUACCCGCAGCCGACCUGGAACGAUGAGACCAAUGCAUUGACGGUGGUGAACAGUCUGCUGGGACGGGUACAUCUCUCUGGCCCGCUGAACAAGCUGUGUGAGACGCAGUUCGCGCUCGUGGCGCAGGGCAUCGAGGUGUACAAGGGCAUCCGGGCGGGUCUCAAGACCGCGCUACCGUUUUGGCCGGGCGGGCUACCCAAGUGGCACGACGAAUGGAUCUCUUUGGGGAUGAAACUGCGGGACAGUAGGUCCGUCUAUCUCUCUGUUUGGCGGAGGAGGGGUGAUGCCUCGACAAGGUUCCCGAUAUCUGUGUUUGCAGGACGGAGCAAUGUCACAGUGACCAUGCUCUAUCCUACCACGCUCGGGGGCAGUGGCCAGUGGAACAGCGAAGAGAGUUCCAUUGAGGUUUAUCUUCCUACCUCUGUUUCUGCACGUUUAUUCCUACUGGAGCUUGUUGACUAG